Pipistrellus nathusii (Nathusius's pipistrelle) is the source of this 2094-nucleotide messenger RNA. The record is from the annotation of a GenBank genome assembly. Lineage: Eukaryota; Metazoa; Chordata; Mammalia; Chiroptera; Vespertilionidae.
AUGUGUAAAUCACUGCGUUAUUGCUUUAGUCAUUGUCUCUACUUAGCAAUGACAAGGCUGGAAGAAGUAAACAGAGAAGUGAACAUGCAUUCUUCAGUGCGUUACCUUGGCUAUUUAGCCAGAAUCAAUUUACUGGUUGCUAUAUGUUUAGGUCUUUAUGUAAGAUGGGAAAAAACAGCAAAUACCUUACUUUUGGUAAUUUUUAUUCUUGGUCUUUUCGUUCUUGGAAUUGCCAGCAUCCUCUAUUAUUAUUUUUCAAUGGAAGCAGCAAGUUUAAGUCUCUCUAAUCUUUGGUUUGGAUUCUUGCUUGGCCUCCUAUGCUUUCUUGAUAAUUCAUCCUUUAAAAAUGACGUGAAAGAAGAAGCAACCAAAUAUUUGCUUCUAACUUCUAUAAUAUUAAGGAUAUUAUGUGCUUUGGUGGAGAGAAUUUCUGGUUAUGUCCAUCAUCGGCCCACUUUACUAACCACAGUUGAAUUUCUGGAACUUGUUGGAUUUGCCAUUGCCAGCACAAUUAUGUUGGUGGAAAAGUCUCUCAGUGUCAUUUUACUGGUUGUAGCUUUGGCCAUGCUUAUUAUUGACCUACGAAUGAAGUCUUUUCUGGCUAUUUUAAACUUAAGUAUUUUUGUAGCCUUAUUAUUUUUCUCCUCAUUGGAAACCCCCCAAAAUCCGAUUGCUUUUGCAUGUUUUUUUAUAUGCCUGAUAACUGAUCCUUUCCUUGACAUUUAUUUUAGUGGACUUUCAGUGACUGAGAGGUGGAAACCCUUUUUGUACCGUGGAAGAAUUUGCAGAAGACUUUCAGUUCUUUUCACUGGAAUGAUUGAGCUUACAUUUUUUAUUCUUUCAGCAUUUAAACUUAGAGACACUCAUCUCUGGUAUUUUGUAAUACCAGGUUUUUCCAUUUUUGGAAUUUUCUGGAUGAUUUGUCAUAUUAUAUUUCUUUUAACUCUUUGGGGAUUUCAUACCAAAUUAAAUGACUGCCAUAAAGUGUAUUUUACCCACAGAGUAGAUAACAACAGCCUUGAUAGAAUCAUGGCAUCCAAAGGAAUGCGCCAUUUUUGCUUAAUUUCAGAGCAGUUAGUUUUUUUUAGUCUUCUUGCAACAGCUGUUUUGGGAGCAGUUUCCUGGCAGCCAACGAAUGGAAUCUUCUUGAGCAUGUUUCUUAUUGUUUUGCCAUUGGAAUCCAUGGCACACGGGCUCUUCCAUGAAUUGGGGAAUUGUUUAGGAGGAACAUCUGUUGGAUAUGCUAUUGUGAUUCCUACGAACUUCUGCAGUCCUGAUGGUCAGCCAACACUUCUUCCGCCAGAACAUGUACAGGAGUUGAAUUUGCGGUCCACAGGCAUGCUCAAUGCUAUCCAAAGAUUCUUUGCACAUCAUAUGAUUGAGACCUAUGGGUGUGACUAUUCCACCAGUGGACUGUCUUUUGAUACUCUACAUUCCAAACUGAAAUCUUUUCUUGAACUUCGGACUGUGGAUGGGCCUAGACAUGAUACAUAUGUUUUGUAUUACAGUGGGCACACCCAUGGUACAGGAGAGUGGGCUCUUGCAGGUGGAGACAUACUACGCCUUGACACACUCUUAGAAUGGUGGAGAGAAAAGAAUGGUUCCUUCUGUUCUCGACUUAUUAUUAUAUUAGACAGUGAGAAUUCAACCCCUUGGGUGAAAGAAGUCAGAAAAAUCAGUGACCAGUAUAUUGCCGUGCAGGGAGCAGAGAUGAUGAAGACAAUGGACAUUGAAGAAGCCGACCCACCACAGCUGGGUGACUUUACAAAAGACUGGGUAGAAUACAACUGCAACUCCAGUAACAACAUCUGCUGGACUGAAAAGGGACGCAGAGUGAAGGCAGUGUACGGCGUGUCCAAGCCGUGGAGCGACUACACUCUGCACUUGCCAACGGGCAGUGAUGUGGCCAAGCACUGGAUGUUACACUUCCCUCGUAUUACAUAUCCACUGGUGCAUUUGGCUAAUUGGUUGUGUGGUCUGAACCUUUUAUGGAUCUGCCAAAGCUGUUUCAGGUGCUUGAAAAGGUUAAAAAUGAGUUGGUUUCUUCCUGCUGUGCUGGACACGGGACAGGGCUUUAAACUUGUCAAAUCUUAG